GUUAUUGUACCCCUCACGUGAUUUCAUGCCUCAAACACACGUUCUCUGUUGAAAAGUGAUUUUUAAGUGAACGAUCUUCCACGUUUCGUUCCGUGUAAUGCAAUAGCAACGAAUCACGAGUGGGGACCUUUGUUCGACAUGGAGAUUUCUUUCAAAGGCAAACGUGCUGUGGUCACCGGAGCAGGGAAAGGGAUUGGCAGGGCCACAGCUCUAGCACUGGCACAAUAUGGUGCCAAGGUCACCGCAAUCACGCGCACACAAUCCGACCUGGACAGUCUGGUGGAGGAGUGUCCAUCCAUCGUCCCCGUGUGUUUUGACCUGGGGGAGUGGGAGGCCACAGAAGCGGCCCUCAAAGACAUCGGCCCCAUUGAUCUGCUCGUCAAUAAUGCUGCCUGUGCCAAGCUCCAGCCAUUUCUAGACGUCACACCUGACCAAUUUGACCAGUCUUUCACUGUGAAUGUGAAAGCUGUGCUGCACAUGUCCCAGUUAGUAGCUCGUGGGAUGAUAGGCAGACAAUCAGGAGGCUCCAUCGUCAAUGUGUCUAGCCAGGCGUCACAGUGUGCCCUCAAAAAUCAUACUGUCUACUGUGAGUCAUGUGCCACCAAAGCAGCAUUGGACAUGUUGACUAAAGUAAUGGCUUUGGAGCUCGGACCCCAUCAGAUUCGCGUGAACAGUGUGAACCCCACUGUAGUGAUGACUGAAAUGGGCCGUCGUGGUUGGAGCAACCCUGAGACUGUCAAGACCAUGACGUCCCGUAUCCCGCUGGGCCGCUUUGCAGAGGUGGAUGAAGUGGUGAACACUAUUUUGUUCCUGCUGAGUGACAAGAGCACAAUGACAAACGGAGUGUCUCUGCCAGUGGAUGGAGGUUUCCUGGCCUGUUAAACCAGCAUCACAUCAGGAUCAACUCUUUCUGUGUCAUCUCUUUUCUGUUCGAACUUUUCAUUCAGUUUGAUGAGUCUAAAUCGUUGUGCAGGUUUGUAAUCCUUUUGGCUGGAGGGACGCAGCUUAAAAAGAAUUCUGUAUAAUGCAGGCACUAAAAUAAAGUGACGUUUGGAUCACUAA
Molecule: messenger RNA, 1062 nt
Organism: Syngnathoides biaculeatus (alligator pipefish)
Lineage: Eukaryota; Metazoa; Chordata; Actinopteri; Syngnathiformes; Syngnathidae
Gene: dcxr
Product: dicarbonyl/L-xylulose reductase
Exons: 8
Coding region: 139-882 (247 amino acids)
Biological process (GO): glucose metabolic process; xylulose metabolic process
Molecular function (GO): L-xylulose reductase (NADPH) activity; carbonyl reductase (NADPH) activity
Source: RefSeq, a predicted model, not a curated record